AUGGAACAAUCUUCUUUUGCCAGUUCAUCUUAUUAUGAUGUUUUCUUGAGCUUUAGAGAGGAAGACGUCCGCAAGAACUUUGUAGACCAUCUUUAUACCUCUUUAGAACAAAGAGGGAUUUACACUUUCAAAGAUGACGAGAAUCUCAAAAGGGAGAAGUCCACUUCACCGGUCCUUGAGAAGGCAAUUGAAGAAUCAUCCAUUGCUGUUGUUGUCUUCUCGGAGCACUACGCUGAUUCUACAUGGUGUUUGGAGGAACUGGUGAAGAUCAUGGAGGCGAAUGAGCAGGUGGUUGUUCCGAUUUUCUAUGGCGUGGAUCCAUCAACGGUGAGGAAACAAAAGGGCAGUUUCGCAGAAGCUUUUGCAAGACAUGAAAAGAGGUUUGAGAAUGAAGGGGAAAAGGUGAAGAGAUGGAGGGAAGUGCUGAGAGAUGUAGCCAAUUUGUCUGGAUGGGAUGUGGAGAACACUGAAAAUGGGCAUGAAGCCAAGUGCAUCCAGCAAAUAGUUGAAGAUAUCAUGGCUAAAUUGGAACAGACAGGGGAAAGUGAUGCUCCAAACCUCGUUGGAAUGGAUUGUCGUAUGCAGAAGUUAUAUUCAUUGUUAGGCUUGGGGGGUACAGAUGUUCGUUUUGUUGGAAUACAUGGAAUGAGCGGGAUAGGAAAAACAACUAUUGCAAGAGUUAUUUAUGACAAGAUGUCACUUAAAUUUGAAGGUGCGAGUUUUAUUCACGAGGUUAGAGAUCAGUCAGCAAAAUAUGGUUUAGAGCGCUUGCAACAGACACUUCUGUCUGAGGUUCUUUCCAUAAAAGAUUUAAAAAUAAACAAUGUGUUUGAAGGAAGCAAUAUGAUAAAACGAAGGCUUCGCCACAAAAGAGUGCUUAUUGUUCUUGAUGAUGUUGACCACAUGGAUCAAUUGGAGUACAUGGCUGGAAACCCUGAUUGGUUUGGAGAUGGAAGUAGAAUCAUCAUAACAACAAAGAAUAAGCACUUGCUUAUUACCCAUAAUGUUGAGUCUCUGAGACUCUAUAAAAUGAGUCUGCUAGAUAAAGGUGAAGGCUCUCAGCUGUUUAGGCAGUAUGCCUUUAAGAAGCAGCCCCCUACCAAGGAAUUUGAGGAGCUGGCUAGUCAAGUGGUGCGCCUUGCAGGUGGCCUUCCCUUGGCUCUUAAAGUUUUGGGUUCUUUCCUGUAUGGCCGAGACAUUGCUGAAUGGAGAAGAGAAGUGGUGCGGCUUAAGGAAAUCCCAGAAAAUGAGAUUUUAGAGAAGCUUAAACUGAGUUUCCAUGGUCUCAACAUAAUUGAUCAAAGGAUUUUCUUAGACAUUGCAUGCUUCUUUAAUGGGAAGAAGAGAACAUCCAUAACAAGAAUACUUGACAGUUUCAAAUUCCACUCUGCCAUUGGUAUAAAGGUUCUCACAGAGAAGUGUUUGCUAACUGUUUCAAAAGGUCGCAUUUUGAUGCAUCAAUUGAUACGAGAAAUGGGUUGGCAUAUCGUUCGCCAAGAAGCUUCACAUGAUCUAAAAAGAUAUAGUAGGUUGUGGCUACCUCGGGAUAUUUGUCAGCUAGUCACAGGAAAUGAGGGUACUGAUAAGAUUGAAGGUAUAGCAUUGAACUUCAGGGUUGUAACAGAUGUGAAAGUUAGUAGUGGAGCCUUCACACACAUGACCAAGCUCAGGCUACUCAAAUUUCACAAUGCAAAUGCUUCUGAAGCUCCUAAUUUUCUCCCCGGAGAGUUAAGGUGGCUUGAUUGGCAUGGAUAUCCUUCAAAAAAUUUGCCUGUUAGUUUUGAUGGAGAAAAGCUUGUUGGUCUUAAAAUGCAAUAUAGUCGUGUCAUACAACUUUGGAGAGGCUUGAAGGUUUUGGAAAAUUUGAAGUUCAUCAAUCUUAGCCAUUCUCAAAAACUAAUUAGGACUCCGGAUUUCACAGGAAUACCAAAUCUCGAAAGAUUGGUACUGGAAGAGUGUACGAGUUUGGUAGAGAUCCAUGCUUCGCUUGGAUUUUUGAGAAACCUUGUUUUACUGAACCUAAAGCACUGUAUAAAUCUAAAGAGGCUUCCAAAGAUUAUUCAUUUAGAAAAGCUGGAGACUCUGAUCCUUUCAGGGUGUUUGAAACUCGAAAAUUUUCCAGAAAUUGGAGGUCAUAUGGCUUGCUUGGUAGAAGUAUAUGCAGAAGCUACUGCUUUAAGAGAGUUGCCAUCAUCAAUUGAAUACCUAACAUGCCUUAGCUUGAUAAAUUUAAGCUAUUGCAAACAUCUUGCAAGUCUUCCAGGUAGCAUCUGUAGAUUGAAAAGUCUGAAAACUCUCGUUCUCUCUGGUUGUUCAAUGUUCGACAAGUUACCAGAUGAAUUGGGACAAAUGGAGUGUUUAGAAGAACUCUACUGUGAUUAUACAGCCAUCCAGAAACUACCAUCCUCCAUUUCACAUCUAAAGAAGCUCAAGAUCCUAUCAUUUCGUGGAUGUAAACCUCUGGCUUCUCGAUCACGGGGUUCAUUAUUCCUUUCUUGGCUGCUACCAGGAACUUUUCAAGAUACCAAUCCCAAAGUUUCACCCUUUCCUUCUCUAUCUGGUCUAUCUUCAUUGGCUAGACUAGAUCUUAGAGAUUGCAGUAUGUUAGAUGGAGGCAUUCCUUCUGAUCUUGGAGCCUUGUCUUCUUUGGAAGUUUUAGAUCUUGGCAAGAACAAGUUUAUUAGUAUCCCAGCUGAAACCAUCUCGCACCUCAAUCGACUUAGGGAACUUCAUCUGGCUGGCUGUGAGAAGCUUGAAGCUUUGCCAGAGCUUCCAUCAAGUAUAGAACAGGUUUAUGCAGAUGAAUGCACAGCCUUGAAAGGGAACAUAGAUAUAUUUACAAAAUGCCCGAAGUUGUUCCGCGUUUCGUUCACUAAAUGUGAUCAAAUACUUGAGGAUCCCCGUUACAGUCACAUGAUUGGUGCAAUAUGGCAACACCUUCUCAAGGGACUAUCUUUGGUAGACGAUGAUGUUUGCAUCUGUUUUCCGGGCACUGUGAUUCCUGAGUGGUUUACCUACAAGAACUGGGGACCUUCAAUUUCAGUGGACCUGCCUCAAAAUUGGUACAAUAACAAAUUUAUGGGAUUUGCAUUCUGUGCUGUUUCUGACUUGAUAAAAACUACAUCAUCUGAGAGUUAUGGUAGUUUGAGUAAAACAUAUGGAAUUGACGUGGAUUUUAGCUUCAAAACUGGUAGUGGCCGUAAGACAAAUCAUGGAUUAAGGAUUGGGUAUAUGGGGACUAAACAGAAUGCGGACUGUGAGCUCACUUGUCUGGCCUUUGUGUCAUUUGAUGUGUUUUGGGCAUCCUACAGUCAUGAGGUUCACAGUCCUAAUGAAUGGUGUGAAAUUGAGGUUUAUAGUAAUGACCUCACCAUGGUAUAUACAGGUUUUGGAAUGCGGCUUGUGUACGAGGAUGAUGUUAAAGAGAGUGAUAAAGAUGUGAUGAUGAUCCAUACUAGCUCUGGCUCCAGCUCCAGCUCGUCUCAAUCUGUUGGGAAGAUGGGAUUAUUUCCUGCAAUCUUCGAUGGAUCAUGGUAUGCAAAGAAGAAAAGAGCUUGUUUUCGUUAUGAUGUUCAAUUCUCUCGCCUCCCACCAGAGGCAUUUCUGGAUUCCUGAUCAAUUUUCAUACACAUCUUUCACUAAUCAUAUUUGCUUUGCAUUAGCGUUUAUGACCUCACUACCUUCAACUUAUUUAUGACCUCUUAAACCCCUGCUUCUUAUUUUAUCAAAUUGUCAACUCAAGUUGCUCUUUCCACUUUAAAUAGCCACUCUCAAGCUUACAGUCACAGAGGGGACUUUUGUCCAAUAUAUGUUCUUCUUGUUUUUUAA
Messenger RNA from Ipomoea triloba (trilobed morning glory), 3828 nucleotides. RefSeq names its product TMV resistance protein N-like. The transcript is spliced from 5 exons. The record is from RefSeq and is a predicted model, not a curated record. Bases 1 to 3615 code for a protein of 1204 amino acids. Gene Ontology annotation, molecular function: ADP binding; protein binding. Gene Ontology annotation, biological process: signal transduction; defense response. Lineage: Eukaryota; Viridiplantae; Streptophyta; Magnoliopsida; Solanales; Convolvulaceae.